Molecule: messenger RNA, 453 nt
Organism: Fusarium redolens
Lineage: Eukaryota; Fungi; Ascomycota; Sordariomycetes; Hypocreales; Nectriaceae
Exons: 1
Coding region: 1-453 (150 amino acids)
Source: RefSeq, a predicted model, not a curated record
AUGGCUACAGCCGCAACGAUUCACCCAAACCCACCCAAGCGCUCCGACUCGGAUGUCUCUCCCAGAACGGUGAACCCUCCCAGAAACUCAGCUUCAGAAGACGCAAAGGCCGAUUACUUCCCAGACUCCAACACAGUCGAUGGUUCCAAUACUAGUGUCCGGGCCAGCGACGGCGACGAUUCAUCUGCUCGGAAGUCGAGCAUUUCCUUCGCACCAGAUCCUCGAGAGGGCCGUAGCUCAAGCCGUGAAAGCAACCAAAAUUCGGCACCAGGCCAGGACUCGAUGAUUCAAAGGAAAUCAUCCACCGGCUCUGUGUCUUUUCGUCGAAUGACAAAUCCUCAACUUCCCCAAGGAAAUCCACAACAGAUGAACAAUCAUCGCAUCCGAGCGAGUUCGCCCGACCACCUAAGGUAUGCAGAAUCUUUCUUCAUCUUUCCCCCUCCCAUUGCAUGA